Thunnus maccoyii (southern bluefin tuna) is the source of this 3420-nucleotide messenger RNA. Its product is annotated as proline-rich protein 5-like. Bases 1358 to 2821 code for a protein of 487 amino acids. Gene Ontology annotation, cellular component: TORC2 complex. The record is from RefSeq and is a predicted model, not a curated record. Lineage: Eukaryota; Metazoa; Chordata; Actinopteri; Scombriformes; Scombridae. Gene Ontology annotation, biological process: TORC2 signaling. The transcript has 9 exons.
CCCACAAACACACACACACACGUACACACACUUCAGCUAGCAGGUCUCAUUCAGAGUUUCACUGCAGCUCCGGUACUUUUUUUCUUUUUCUCUCUUUGUCUCGGUCCUCUGGGACACACAAAGGUGGAUGAAAGCGAAAACACAUACACUCACACACAUUCCUGAAUGACCUCAUUCAUUCUUUCAUUCAUACAAACAUCCCCCUUAUCCUCUUUUGUUUAGUAAUUAGACCAAAGCCUUUUCUCACUCAACUCUUCUUGUUGUUUCAGGGCCAAAAACAAAAAGUAUCUAACUUCCAGGUCACAUCAAUGCCCUUUAAUUUAUACAAAUGUAGAAAUAUAUCCCUUUUUCCAUCAGCAGACACUGUUGGCAGCUCAGCAUUCACUCCAAGUCUCAGUAUGUUCUGCCUCUGUUUUAUGUUCUGCAUCAUCCAUUCUUUAAGAAAAAAAAACUUUUCUUAAAGUGCCUCUACGUGGAGUGGCACAAGGUACAACACUGAACCUUUUCUAAGAGAAUUUGGAAGCUCGUCCUCACUUUGACGUGAGCAGUCUCCGAGUAUUUAUGAGUGUCCCCGUGUAUGUGUGUGUGUGAGUGUCUGAGCCCAGGGCUCCUGUUUUUCCCACUGACCUAUUUAUGUGGAGUUAUAUGAAGAUCCAGGUUGACAGACACACCUACAACACACACAUGCAGAGACACACACAUACACCUUCUCUCCUAUUCGCUGCCAUAUUCAUUAUUCUUGCCUCUGAUUUUCCAUCCCCUCGUUUUUCCUUCUCCCACUUUAUAUCUUUUCUCUGAGUCCCUAUUUUUUCUCCAAUCUUGAUUUGGCAUGCAUCUUCACUUUUCUCUAAAAGAAAAGAAUAAACUACAGAUGACAGAAAGUAGCAGACAAAAUCAAUCCAGUGUAUAAAGAAAUAUCAAACAAUGAUCAGUGAAUUCAUCAGCAUGUGAUAACACCUCAAAUACAGCUUGUGGACAGUCUUGGGCCUCACACAAAGAGGAGGAGGAAGUGAAAUGUGUGUUACCUUUAAAGCCUUCCCCUCCCUCUUGGCAGCUCUUGAACCUCAAAGGGUUCCUUUGUUCGCCUGGCACAAAAGCUCACAGGGUUGCAUGGUCACCGGCUGGCACAGACUGGCAAGUGGAGAGAGAAGUUGGAGAGAAGAGGGUAGAAAGAGUUCAGGUAGGACAACUGAGAGAGUAGAGAGAGAAGUGGAAGGGAGAGAAAGGAAACAUGAGAGAAGAUGGAGAAAGAGGAGGGUAAGGUAUGCAUGUGAAAGAGUGAGAGAGAGACCCUUGAGGACAAAGAAAGAGACUUUCAUCCACCUCUCGUUCUGAUCAGUGUGACACACACGCACUCAUGGAGUGGGGAUAUGUGGUGCCUUUUCAGUUACUAGAGAUUUCGAGGAGUCUCCACAGCAGGCUGAGGUUGGGCAGCAGCUCAUCCUCUAGUUUGACAGACCUCUCACAGGCAAAAACCUCAGGAGGAGGAGGAGGAGGAGGGGAGAAGGGUGGAACAGCUGGGGGCCUGGCGGAGGAGUGCAGCAGGGACAAAGGGACCCAGCAGAGGAGGGCCGGGGCCAACGCCACCUGGAACAGCAUCCACAACGCAGUGAUCUCAGUUUUCCAGAGGAAGGAUCUGGGAGAUAAUGAACUCUACACUCUGAAUGAAGGUGUCAGGCAGCUGCUGAAGACGGAGCUGGGCUCCUUCUUCACUGAGUACCUUCAGAAUCAGCUGCUCACUAAAGGCAUGGUCAUACUGAGGGACAAGAUCCGCUUCUAUGAAGGUCAGAAGUUGUUGGACUCUCUGGCUGACACCUGGGACUUCUUCUUCUGUGAUGUUCUGUCCAUGUUGCAGGCCAUCUUCUAUCCUGUGCAGGGAAAAGAACCGUCAGUGCGUCAGUUGGCCCUGCUCCACUUCAGGAACAUCAUCACCCUUAACCUGAAACUGGAUGAGGCUCUGUCUCGACCUCGAGCCAGAGUUCCUCCUUCUAUCAUACAGAUGCUGCUGAUACUACAGGGAGUCCAUGAAUCUAAAGGUGUAACAGACGACUACCUGCGGCUGGAGUCUCUCAUCCAGAAGGUGGUCUCUCCCUACCUCGGGACUCAUGGAUUAUAUUCCCGAGAUGGAUCAUCAAAUCUGCACUGCUCCUCCUGCUUGUUGGAAAAGCGUUUACAGCGCUCCUGGCCCUCCAAAGCAGGCAACCCCCCCGGCGCCAAGAACCCAGUGGUACGUUCUAAAAGCUACAACGUUCCCAUGCUGACCCCUGUGGUUGAGUACGACGCAGACUCCUCCACGGGAGGAAAUGCAGGCAUCAGACGCCACUCAGUAUGUGAGAUGACGUCCUGUGUGGAGGAGACCAGCUCUGUGGCCGGAUCCACCGCCAGCGUCACCAAUAACACCAGUAACACCAGCACAUCCAGCCUCGCCAACCGCUCCCUGGCUUCCACAGCCUCUGCUACACUUUCAGACACUGUGACCUCCAGCCAGGACCCCCAACCCAGAGACGUUGGCAGUCGCGCAGGUCCCCGCUCCCUCCAGCCGCAGCAUCACUCCCCCUCCAUCCUCCCUGAUCCGUCCCCAGGCGAUGACACACACUGCACAGGCUCACUGGUGUUCGACUCCCCUUUGUCCUCCAGAGUGCUGGUUCCAGACAUGAGCUCCGGUCCCAGCCCAUCGUCUAGCCCGGAGAUGAUGAUGGACCACAUCCUGGAAUCUUUGGACUCAGAGCCGGAGCAUGAUGGCAUCUUUCUGGACUUCUCGAGACGCUGCUCCGGAGGAUCGGCGCAAAGCAGAGGCAGCAACAGGCAGAGUGUGGCGUGACACACAGAAACACACACACACAUACACAUGAUGAUACGGAGACAUGCGCACACAAUGCUGAGCCAAGACUGACAUUCCUCACACCCUGUGAUGUCUCCUGCUGUUUUCUAAGAUCUCUAGAUCAUCAGGGAUUUGUUCAAACUGUCAUAUUUUUCUAUGUGAUGUGAUCAAUCCUUCCAAUAUUUAAAUCUGGCAUAACAUUUACACUUUCUGGAUUGUUUGCCUCCAGUUGAAAACAGCACCGGCUUCUCUGGGAAGCUAUUAUCACACCAUUGUCUUGACGUACAAGCUAAAUAAAUUAAUAAAAUUUGAUUAGACUAUAGUGGUUGUAUCACAGGUUUUGCAGUUUUAGAAGGAAGUUUUCCCUUUUUUCUGUGAUGAAUAAAAACUGGGAAAAUAGAGUGCUAGUGGUGAUAGCUGAGUAAAACUAAAAAUAUUUGACAAAUUGUCAAAUAUCUCCUCAAGACGAGGGCUAUUUAAUAGCUCCAAUUCAAACUUUUAAACUUUUCAAAUGUCCAGUUAUACUUAUAUAUUGUUGCUUGAAUGAACCUCAACAUAUUUUAUUAACUGAUUAUUAAAAUAUUAAUUUGAUUUUUGCA